This is a messenger RNA of Schistocerca nitens (vagrant locust), 2191 nucleotides long. RefSeq names its product homeotic protein proboscipedia-like. Gene Ontology annotation, molecular function: DNA-binding transcription factor activity, RNA polymerase II-specific; DNA binding. Bases 1 to 2160 code for a protein of 719 amino acids. The record is from RefSeq and is a predicted model, not a curated record. The transcript has 8 exons. Lineage: Eukaryota; Metazoa; Arthropoda; Insecta; Orthoptera; Acrididae. Gene Ontology annotation, biological process: regulation of DNA-templated transcription.
AUGUGCUGCCCAGAUACGCCGGACGCGUGGUCAGCGCAGCUCCGUGUAAUGUACUACGGCCCGCAGAUACGCAUCGCCAGCUUGUACGUCACACCUCACACCGGCUCGACGUGUGGAAAAGUAGCUAAGGCAAGCAGCAGCAGUGACCACCAGGACUGCUAUAUCAUCGGCAUCUGGGCUGUAAAACCUGUUUACACAAAUAUUACUGUGAAAGUAAAUCUAAAGAACGGGCUGCCGCGGCGACUCCGCACCGCCUACACCAACACGCAGCUGCUGGAGCUGGAGAAGGAGUUCCACUUCAACAAGUACCUGUGCCGGCCGCGGCGCAUCGAGAUAGCCGCCUCGCUGGACCUCACGGAGCGGCAGGUGAAGGUGUGGUUCCAGAACCGCCGCAUGAAACACAAGCGGCAGACGCUCAGCAAGGCGGGGGGCGGCGCCGGAGUGGCAGAAUCACCAGAUGAUGGGUUUGUAGCACGCAGUUCUCCAGUCCUCGAGCAGAACCAGCAUACAUCGAGUUGCAUUCCAGCGGCAGGGUCACCAGACAUGAGCUCGGGGGCGAGCAGCGUGUCCAGCUCCAUCAGCAGCGCCUUCGACAAGAUGGCCACCGAGGACGACUCGCGCUCCACCGGGUCGCCACCUGGCGGGCCGCACCAGCAGCACGCGGCGGUGAAGCAGGAGUCGGCGGCCGCCGCGGGCAAGACGCCCCCGCCGCCCACGUCCCUGCUGGUGUCCACCAAGCGGGAGACGGUCUCCGUGCUGGACUCCGCGGCGCUCACGCCCGCCUCCACGCCCAGCCCCGGGGGCGGCGGGGGCGGAGCCGGGGGAGGGGUGCCCGGGGGUGGAGCCUACGGCCGGCCGCAGACCGGGGUGCCGCCCCCCGGCGUGCUGAGGGGCGCCGUGGCCGCCGCCGCCGCUGCCCAGCCGUGCUUCAGCCCCCAGAGGCUCUACCAGGACAACAACCCCUUCCUCAGGCAAUACCCUCGACCGAACGGCAUGCAUCCGUCGCCACGGGGAUCCACGUCUGGGGGCGUGAGGGCGGUAGGCAGUGGCGGGGGCGUGGUGGUGAACCCAGCCUACCAGGCCCCCCAACCGCCCCCCCAGCCGCCCCCACAGCAGCAGGCUCCCCCGCCGAUGCAGCCGCAGCAGGGCCUGCCUCACCACCAGUACCACGCUCUGCCCGCGCACCAGUCCGGGGGCGGCUACACCAGCUACAACGGCUACCAGCCUGAGGCCGCUGCUGGCUACGGGGGCUACCGGCAGCACCAGCACCAGCACCAACACCAACAGCACCAGCAGCCACCUGCGCACCACCAGCAGCACCAGCCGCAGCAGAUGGUGGCCGCCGGCUACCAGCAGCACCACCACAACUACCCCCACCACGACCAGUACACGGCGGCCGCGUACGCCGCCGGGGUCUACGCUGACGGGGCCGGGGCCUACAACCCGGAGAGCGUUCACCACCAGCACCUGGUGCACCACCAGACUGGGCCGGAGUACUACCACGACGGCAUGCACCACCACCAUCACCACCACCACGCCCACCCGCACCAGCACCACCAGCCGCAGCAACAGCAACAGCAGCACCAGGCCGGCCCCAUCGUGGCGCAGCACCAAUCCUUUGUGCAGCAUCCCCACCACCAGCACCACCAGCUGAACCACGGGCAGCAGCAGCUCGAGUACGCCAAGCACCAGCAGCAGCACCACCACUACUACGAGCACCACCAGCACCAAGGGCACCACCUCGUGCACCAGGGGGGCGACGCUUCCACCAUCCCGUCCAAUUUCGUCUCGUCGCCCGACCCCUUCCCCUUGACCAACGCCAACUCCAACGGCACUGCCAACGGUGCCAACAACAACAAUAACAACCCCGGCACGCCCAACAAUAACAGCAACAACGGCGGCAGCAACCAGACGACGCCCAACGGCGCGCCCCCGACGCCGGCGUCGGCGUCUUCCGCGACGAUCAUGACGCCGCCCACCAGCGUCCACCCCUCGGAGGGCUCCGGAGAGAGCGGCGGCUUCGGCACUGGGGGCGGCGGGGGCGGCUUCCACCAUUUCUACAGCGAACCACCUCCGGAGAGCAGCAACAGCUCGGCCGAUUUCAACUUCCUGAGCAACCUCGCCAAUGACUUUGCGCCCGAAUACUACCAACUGAGCUGAAGCCUACGCUCUGUGGACUGAAGACACCGUG